AUGACAUUGAAGAAUAAGAAGGAGAUGAAGCUCACACUCACACUCCCUGACAACUUGAUCGAAGAAAUUCUGUUAAGGUUGCCGGUGAUAUCUCUUUUGCAUUGUAAAUGUGUGUGUAAAUCAUGGCUAACUCUCAUCUCCAAUCCCCAAUUUGCAAAAUCACAUUAUGACAUUGCUGUUGCACCCACCCACCGACUUCUUGUUAAGCCAUAUAAUGAAUGUUCUUCAGAAUUUAUAGGAAUAGAGGCACCACUUCACUAUGAUUCUGCUGUAGUGUACCUCACUCCAAAGUCAUCAUUAAUUCCUUCCGUUAGAUCUUAUUAUCUUCAAAUAUUGGGUUCUUGCCGAGGGUUUAUACUUUUGAAGUAUGUUGAGAAUGAUGAUCUCAUUUUAUGGAAUCCAUCAACAGGUGCCUUAAAAACAAUAUCAUGCUCCCCGGGUAGCAAAUUUUUAUAUGGUUUUGGAUAUGACCCAUCAACUGAUGACUAUUUGGUAGUUGUUGCAAAUUUUAACAUGGAGUUUUUCUCCUUGAAAACCAAUUCAUGGAACAAAGUUAAGGGUAUUAAUUUUCCAUAUUUAGGUUUUGGGGUAAGAUUCAUAUCUGGGAUACUCUUGAAUGGGGCUCUUCAUUGGUUGGCUGUCUCUAAAGGUACUUCUACAGAGAAUGCUGUGAUUAUUGCUUUUGAUUUGAUAAAAAGGAGUUUAUCAGAGAUUCCUUUGCCUCGUGAUUUGACCGCCUCCACGUAUAGAUCGAUAUUUGAAAUUUGUCAUUUCAUGGUAAUAGAAGGAUGUCUCGGUCUGGGUUGCUCAGGUGGUGUUUGCUGGGUGAUGAAAGAAUACAAAGUGCAGUUAUCUUGGACCAAGUUCAUUGUUUCAUCUAAUUGCUACGUACCUUGCGACUCUCAUUUCCCGAUUUGCUUUAGCAUAGGUGGUGGAAUUGUUGGAUCAGAUGCUUUUGGAAAAUUAUUGAAACUUGAUCACAAAGGAGAGUUGCUUGAGAAUUCCAGAUAUAUUAUGCAGUGGUUUGUCGAAGAAGGUCCAGUACAGUCUGCUAUGUAUACGGAGAGUCUAAUAUCAUUCCCUAGUGACUUUGGGGAAGCGAGGGAAGAUGACCAACAGUAA
This is a messenger RNA of Gastrolobium bilobum, 1122 nucleotides long. Its product is annotated as F-box/kelch-repeat protein At3g23880-like. The transcript has a single exon. The coding region runs from base 1 to 1122 and encodes 373 amino acids. Gene Ontology annotation, molecular function: protein binding. The record is from RefSeq and is a predicted model, not a curated record. NCBI's taxonomy places the organism in Eukaryota, Viridiplantae, Streptophyta, Magnoliopsida, Fabales, Fabaceae.